UAAAGACGUUCGAAAUUUUGGACACGAUUCGGUAUUGUCGGAUAAUAUUAUUACGCGUUCUUCCAAGCGGGCGCGGGAAUUGGAAUCUACAUUGGGUGGAAAAAUUGUCGCCCAAUCACCACCCAACUCCUCCAUUAACGGUCUCUGUGUUUGUUUUUCUUCGCCAACGGUUUUUCCCGAGUUUCCGUCGUUUAACAUGUUGUGGUAUGAAAUGUGAAAAGUGGCGAUCCACGGAAAAUUAUGAAAUGGGGAAAUUUAUGUGGCGUUGUGGAAAAAUUUGAAAAUGUUGACGACGAUGUGAUUGUAUGAAUCAGCGUCAAUCAAGAGAUGAAGAUGAAGGCAAGAGUCAACCGUCAAAAUUUAUGGUUGUGCAUUUUUCCGUCGGUGUUUAGCAUCGCAGCGUGAGUUCGCGGGAUUGGCGCGUUUUUUCUCGGCAAGCCAUCGCGUGCCCUGACUUGCAGGGUUCCAUCCAAAUAGCUGUUGUGGCCUGCGUUGCAUUGAUUAAAGUACCUUCCUUUUCUUCGCGCUGUGGAGUUAAUAAUGAAGCCAAGUGGGUGGUAUGUGAGUGCGUAGAGAAUGAAAAGCACGAAAAUGGUACAGAUUAUCGCAGAAGAAAUGGUGCAUGGAUAGAAGAAGAGGUUUAAAAAAAAUUGAUUCUCUCGCACAAGUGGAGGAAUGCAAAAAGUGCAGCACGAUAGUCGGGAAAAAUGCUUUGAUGGAUGAUCGUAGUAGAUCAACAUUUUCCCGUGGCGUGUUCUCAUCCCAGACCGAGUAGGACGAGUGCGAGCUGCUACCAUCAAAGAACACGUUAGAAGUUGUCUCCAAAGGAAUUUAAAUCAUCUUUAAAGAAAUGGACAUCAUUAUUGCAAGUGGUGCAUGAAAAAUCAAUAAAAUCGCUCAUGAUUGUUUCCUAGAAAAAAAAAAUACUAAGUAGUGCCACUGGAGAAAGUCAUCAGCAGAAGAGGAAAAAACCCUCUAUAACACUUAGUGUACUGCACCGAGCAAGGACGCUUCUUCUCCCAGUCCCGGGUCAGUUCUGAGGCAGAAUGGUACGGGUUGUAAUAUUUUUACGACCACAUCAAAUACUGCUUCGCUGCCGUCAUUGUGGUUGUUGCUGUUGCUGUUUCUCCGGGGAUAUCUGUUGCUACCAGCGUCCGGGCUACGGUCGAUGUGCUAUACAUUUUGGGAUCCGAUCUGGGUCCUGCACCAGCUGCUGUCCUGAUGAUGACUACAUCUCACCCGCCACCAUCGACACCGCCGUUGAUGAAGAAGAUGUAAAUAUUAAGAUAGAGGAUGUUCCAAAUAGAAAUGCUUUUACUGCUUCCGUCGUUGCCAUAUUGAGACAUUCGAAAGCACUGAUAACUGACACAUAGAGUGAGAAAGUGAGUGAAAGAGUGCCAGAAAAACUGAUACCAUUGCCAAGGGAAAAUCUAAACAAAGAUUUUGCACAAAGUAAACUUAAGACGAGUGGAACAGGGAGAAAUGCAUCUUGUUAAGGAAAACUUGGUGAUAAGUGAUGUGGAGGCGUCCUUGGCGAAUGAACACAAGGGCGAAGACCUAGUGGGCAUACCGAUUACCACCUACAGCCAAAUGGGUUACGCAUUGAAGCAGCUGGAGCUCAACUCAACCGAUUUUGGGUCGAACGUUGUGCAUUUGUCCAACAUGGGUGAAAGCGACCUGAAGACAAACGACACGAAUUUCAACCAUACCGAGCAAGUGAUUGAUAGCUUCUACUUUUACGAGACUGAACAAUUUGCAGUAUUAUGGAUUCUAUUUGUAGUGAUUGUGCUAGGGAAUGUGGCUGUGCUGGUGACGUUGUAUUUGAACAAGAACCGGAAAUCUAGGAUGAAUUUCUUCAUAAAACAACUGGCAAUCGCAGAUCUCAGCGUUGGAUUGCUAAGCGUGUUGACGGACAUCGUGCAGAGGAUUACCAUUUCCUGGCUCGCGGGCAACGUGGCCUGCAAAGUGAUACGGUUCAUCCAGGUGUGGGUCACGUACGGCUCUACCUACGUGCUGGUGGCCCUCAGUAUCGACCGAUACGAUGCGAUAACUCAUCCGAUGAACUUUUCCGGAUGCUGGAAGAGAGCUAGAAGACUGGUGGGGGCCGCGUGGGGAUUUAGCGCAAUAUUUUCUUCGCCUAUGUUCUACCUCUACGAGGAACGAGUAAUUCAAGAUCAACUCCAAUGUUGGAUAGACCUCGGUAGUCCGUUUCGGUGGCAGUUAUACAUGUGUUGGGUUGCCAUUUCCCUCUUUGUGAUACCAGCGAUCAUCAUCUCCGCUUGUUAUGUGAUAAUCAUCAAAACAAUUUGGUCAAAAGGGUCGGUGCUGGGUCCGGUCGGUGGAAAACAUCGAUACCGCAACGGAAGUGCCGAACUAGCUAGGCGGAGAGCCAGCUCCCGAGGUAUCAUUCCAAAGGCGAAAGUGAAAACCGUGAAGAUGACCAUCGUAAUCGUGAUAGUGUUUGUACUCUGCUGGUCACCGUACAUCGUAUUCGAUUUGCUACAGGUUUUCGAACAAAUUCCCAAAACGCAAACCAACAUCGCCAUCGCGACCUUCAUCCAAAGUCUGGCGCCGCUCAAUUCGGCGGCUAAUCCGCUGAUAUAUUGCCUCUUUUCGACGCAUUUCGUCAGAACGUUAAAAAGACUUCCACCAUUCCGAUGGCUGUUCUCGUCAGGCUGGUGUGGUACACCUCCGGAAGAUGUCGUUUCUCACAAUGGCAGCGGACAGACAAGUAGUAGCCGCAUGCGAAACCAGCACAGCAGUGAUUCCAUGAGAACUCUCACCACAUCGCUGACAGUUUCCACCCGUAGACCAGCCACCAUCCUGAGAACUUCAAGGGUGAUUAUUUAGCAGCGGGGGUCCAUCGGCACCGCUUACGUUCCAGCCCGAGGAGUGAGGGUCAGCCAUGGUGGGAAAAUAUUCCUGGUACAAACAGUUUCGUAAAACUAAAGCGCAAAAAGAUCUAGUCAAAUUUUUACCUUACUUUUAAGAAGCGACUAAUAUUAAGGAACCCUUUACGAUGCAACUUUUACGGUUACCAUUACAAUUUUCGAUGAAUAUUCUAUAUUUUCUGCCGUUUGCAACCUAGAUACUAAUAUUAUCUGUUAGUCGUGAUAGAUUCUAAACUGUAAAAAACAAAAACAAAUCUCAUACCAAGCGCCAGUUCCUGGAAGGUUUUCUAGCCUUACGGAUACAUGUUUUCUAAGGCGUUGUACAAGUGCUUUAACUGUCUAUGGCAACAACGUGUAUACCAAAAAAAAAGAGUAGAAAACACGCAAAUGUAAAUAUGAAAACGAAAAAAUCUUUAAAGUGAUGUCCAUAUACCACGUGAACAAUUGAGAGAGAAGGGAGUUGGAAAGUGUCCAACUAAUUAAAACUGUAUAAGUGGUUUGUGGACAACUCCUUAUCAUACCCUUAAAUCCCAUUAAAGAAUGAUGCAUUUAUACAUUUAUAUCACUACACGAAUGGAUUAAUGUUAUCACUUUGUAUUAAUACGUUAGACUGACAUUCAGCGAUGUACAUUUUAAACUUUUACCAACCUAACCACCUGUGAAAAUAGCAUUAAACAAAGUCUAUGGAUAUGUUAGAAAAUAAAAGCGUUAGUCUGUUGGAGCUACGACAUGUUCUAAGAAUUAACCAAUGUAAACCUUUCGUUUACUUAAUAUAUU
Messenger RNA from Ochlerotatus camptorhynchus, 3668 nucleotides. Its product is annotated as cardioacceleratory peptide receptor-like. Bases 1483 to 2850 code for a protein of 455 amino acids. Lineage: Eukaryota; Metazoa; Arthropoda; Insecta; Diptera; Culicidae. The record is from RefSeq and is a predicted model, not a curated record. Gene Ontology annotation, molecular function: neuropeptide receptor activity; vasopressin receptor activity. Gene Ontology annotation, biological process: neuropeptide signaling pathway. The transcript has 9 exons. Gene Ontology annotation, cellular component: plasma membrane.